AUGAAUCCAAAUCUUGAGCCGAAAGUCAGGAGCCUCGUGAAUACUCACUUCAUGGAAGCAGAAGCCGACGUGAAUGGUUUUUGGAACGCCGUUCUGAAUAUUUACUUUCCAACCAACACCCUGGAUUUUAUCACCGCGCCGGAAGCAAACCCCAAAGUCGGGAGUGGAUCCCGCACUGAUUUGCUCGUUCGUAAAUACACCUAUGGCGCAAAUAACACCGUGACCCGGCGCCCUGUCCUGCUUUACGAAGGCAAGGCACACAACGGAGAAAACAUGGAUGCAAUCCGAGCACAAGUGUCUGAUUACCUGAAAAACUUGGGGGACUUGAAAAGCCAGGAGAAGUGUUGGGUCAUCGGAGCCAGGGGUCGGGAGGUUAGUUUCUGGUGCUUUACAAAAGGUGUGGGAGGAAAAGACCCGUUGGAACAGUGGGGGGUGAACGUGAAGGAUCAUAAGGUGGGGCCGAUGGCGACGAAAGUCUCUUACGACGUUUUGAACAACUUCAGCUCUCAGUCUCGUAUCUCGUGGUUGCCGAUUGUUCAAUAUUUUCACGACCAUCCCCUGGGGCCGUAG
Fibroporia radiculosa is the source of this 570-nucleotide messenger RNA. RefSeq lists its product as uncharacterized. The transcript has 2 exons. The record is from RefSeq and is a predicted model, not a curated record. Lineage: Eukaryota; Fungi; Basidiomycota; Agaricomycetes; Polyporales; Fibroporiaceae. Bases 1 to 570 code for a protein of 189 amino acids.